This is a messenger RNA of Penicillium salamii, 1455 nucleotides long. The record is from the annotation of a GenBank genome assembly. NCBI's taxonomy places the organism in Eukaryota, Fungi, Ascomycota, Eurotiomycetes, Eurotiales, Aspergillaceae.
AUGGACAAGGCCGAAUCCGUCAUUCCGGAUGUGCCCGAUGAAGUCAGCUCAGGGCCAACCCUGGACGAAGAGAGGAUUGAGCGCUCCUUAGUCCGGAAGAUCGACCUGCACAUCCUCCCUUUCGUGGUGUUGUUGUAUCUCUUCAGCUUCUUAGAUCGAGUAAACAUUGGAAAUGCCCGUCUAUACGGACUAGAAGAGGAUCUCGGUCUGGUUGGGAACCAAUAUCAAGUCGCAGUAUCCAUCCUCUUUGUGACAUACUGUUUAUUUGAGGUUCCCUCAAACCUUGUGCUGAAAAAGCUAAGGCCGUCGCGGUAUAUCGCGACGAUUUCGGUUCUCUGGGGUAUCAUUGCCACCCUCACUGGAAUCACUCAGAGCUAUGGCGGGUUGAUCGCUUGUCGCAUCCUGCUAGGAGUCGUGGAAGCUGGACUUUUCCCGGGCUUCAUUACGUAUCUCACCAUGUUUUACAACAAACGGGAGAUCGCCUUGCGGACUGGCUACCUGUUCAGCAGUGCCGCCAUCGCAGGAGCCUUUGGUGGACUGCUAGCGUACGGCAUCGGGUUCAUGGAUGGUAUCUGUGGGUUGCGAGGAUGGCGCUGGAUCAUGAUCAUCGAGGGAAUUCCAACUGUGCUGUUGGGAGUCGCCACCUGGUUCGGACUAGCAGACGGCCCAGACACAGCAUACUACCUCAACAAAGAAGAGCGGAUGAUUGUUGCUCGCCGCAGGGGUCGAUACAUCGGACAGACUGACUCCGCACAAAAGUUCCACUGGGCAGAUGUCAAAGAGGGCGUGAUGGAUUGGAAGAUCUGGGCAUUCUCAAUCGGCCAAUUUGGCAUCGACACCAUGCUCUACGGAUACAGUACUUUCCUCCCGACCAUCAUCAAAGGCAUGGGUAGCUGGUCAACCCCAGAGGUCCAGGCAUUGACAAUCCCAUGCUACGCACUAGGAGCCAUUGCUUAUCUUGCCGUAGCCUGGGUAAGUGAUCACACCCAGCAGCGCGCAGUCUUCAUCUGUCUCUUCAGUGCCAUAUCCGUCGUCGGCUACGGAAUCCUGAUCUCCGACGCGUCUUCUGGCGUGCAUUACUUUGGCGCCUUGAUGGUCGCUUUGGGCCUUUAUGUCGCCGUUGGUCUACCACUUGCUUGGCUACCGACGAACCUUCCACGAUAUGGAAAACGUGCCUAUGCAACGGGCUUGCAACUUACGUUCGGCAAUAUCAGUGGUGUCAUGUCGCCUUUCCUCUACCCAACUUCUGAGGGCCCGCGUUUUGUCCGUGGAAACGCUGUUACUUUAGGCCUGGUCGCCUUUGCAGGUAUUGUCUAUGGUGGAAUGUGGUUCGCCUACCGAAUGAUCAACAAACGCAGAGCUCGAGGCGUCGAGGAUGAGAAAAUAUCGGCUCUUUCAGAGCAAGACAUUCAGGAAAUGGGCGACCGGAAUCCUAGAUUCUUGUACAGCUUAUGA